UUGCUAUGAGACCAUUUUGUUAUUUUCUGACUCAAAAUUCUGUGAACCGCAUUGGCUUUCUACAGCCACCCACAGAAAUAGUCAAAACAAUAACAUUAGGCUUUGAAAAAUCAAAUAUCUUAUUUAUGACCAAAUAUUAUUAGUAGAUUAUAAACAUGUCUGUAAAUUUGUCAGACUAUUUCAAAAUAUAUUUUGGCAAGAACCUUCGAGACCAGCUAUUGAAGGCCACGUCCGCAGCAGAUGAGAUGCUGGCCCCUUCCUCCCGUCUCCUGCAGAAGAGACGGGAGGCCAUGGAGGUCAACAAUGCUAUGACGCUGCAAAGAGAGGAUUUUGAGUCAACUCUCAGAGCCCUGAGAAUCCGCAAGGAUGAGCUCAUAGAGAAGGAGGGCCAGAUGAAGGAAUAUCUGCAGAAAUUUGACAAUUUUCUGAAGGAGAACGAGGUGAAACGAUGUCGUGCUGUUAGGAAGGCCGGCCGAGAGAGGGAACUGACCAAUCAGAAGAAGGUGGACCUGCUCACUCUCCAGGAGGAGAUGAAAGCUCUCGUCAAAGAGAGGGACCGUCUGGAGAAACGAGUGCAGAAGAAUGCCAUAUACCCCCAUUACCUGGAUAAAGUGGUACAGGCCAGUGAACAGUUUCAGGAGGCCAGACAGGUGAUGUCUCGCUACGACACGUUGAUGCUGACCCGGGAGGACCUGGUGCGGACCACCCAGCAGAACCAGGACAGCACGGAGAACGUCCGGGCCCAGCUGGCCCGCUUCACAGAGCAGAGCAAUGACACCCUGCUGCACUACAACAACACUCUGGCCCAGCUACAGAGCCAGCUGGACAAGGCCCGCGCUGAGGGCAUGAUCUGGGAAUCGAGAUGGGCCCACAUUCAGAACACAGCUGCCAAGAAGACACUGCUGUUGGGCACAAUCAAGAUGGCCACUCUUAAUCUGUACCAGUGUGUGUGCAAGAGGGCGAAAGACACUGGGGAAUCACCUAUUGCUCCAGAGGACACUAUUAAGCAGCUGGAGAAGAUCCAGACCUUCCUAGCCGAUCUGAUCUGCAUUUGGGAGGAGGUGAACAAGCCAGAUCAGCCAGGGCCAAUCGGACACAGAUAGAUGAUCCGUGUCAAUCAGUAGAGCUGUUUUGUAUGAAAGUUUAGAUUCUAUACUAUGUCAUUGCCCUUUGCUUAUCAACAAAAUUAUUAUUGCACUGAUAAGAUCAAAAAUAAAGAUAUUUUGAGACAUG
Salmo salar (Atlantic salmon) is the source of this 1233-nucleotide messenger RNA. RefSeq names its product coiled-coil domain-containing protein 42. The record is from RefSeq and is a predicted model, not a curated record. NCBI's taxonomy places the organism in Eukaryota, Metazoa, Chordata, Actinopteri, Salmoniformes, Salmonidae.